Molecule: messenger RNA, 880 nt
Organism: Zootoca vivipara (common lizard)
Lineage: Eukaryota; Metazoa; Chordata; Lepidosauria; Squamata; Lacertidae
Gene: TMEM97
Product: transmembrane protein 97
Cellular component (GO): endoplasmic reticulum
Source: RefSeq, a predicted model, not a curated record
AGGCACGGUGUCUUUUCGGGAUUUCCACGCGCAACCGCUUCCCCUCCCUGCGCCGGCUUUGCUGCUUUUCCGAGCGCUUUUCCGUGGCAGCUGCGCUGAGCUCCGUCUCCUUUUGCAAGAAGCGGCCCGGCCCCUUUGCAUUCCCCGACCCUUUUAAAAAUGGGCGGGCGCAAAGUGGGGCUAGAAACACCCCUCCCGCUCUUGGAGAAACCAAUGAAGGAGGGAGAAAAGUGGGCCGAUCUCGGAUGGGAAAAGUGGGCCGAUGGCGGCUGGGGCAGCAGCGACGCGCCUCCUGGAAUGGAUCUUCGCCUUCUAUUUCCUCACUCAUAUCCCCAUCACGCUGCUGGUCGAUUUGCAAUCGCUCCCGGGGGCAGGAUUUUACCCCCGCAGUCUGAAAGAAUUGACAACUUGGUACACUGUUGCGUUUAAGGACCCCAUGAUGCAGGACCCUCCUGCCUGGUUCAGGGCAUUCAUAUUCUGCGAAGCCUUCCUGCAGUUGCCUUUCUUCCCUAUUGCAGCCUAUGCCUUCUGGAAAGGCAACUGCAAAUGGAUCCGAAUCCCGGCCAUCAUUUACGCGACGCACGUAAUGACCACGCUGCUCCCCAUCUUUGGCCACGUCCUGUUCAAUGAUUUCUCGCGGUCCAAGCACCCUGCGCCCCAGACGCUGCACGAACGCUUGACUCUCUGCGCCAUUUACAGCCCCUACUUCCUGAUUCCCUGCCUCAUUCUUCUCACGAUGCUCCUCAGCCCCCUGUAUAACCAGGUGGAUAAAAGGAAAAAGAAAUAAGCCGGCGAGGAUUCUUCCUAAGAGGGGGAAGGAGUCAGCCCUUGGAUUUAGAAGCUUGCAAACUGGGCCAAUAAAAUGUUUUUUUUUUAAUUU